This is a messenger RNA of Ylistrum balloti, 1102 nucleotides long. RefSeq names its product putative aminopeptidase YsdC. The annotation marks the transcript as partial. NCBI's taxonomy places the organism in Eukaryota, Metazoa, Mollusca, Bivalvia, Pectinida, Pectinidae. The transcript has a single exon. The record is from RefSeq and is a predicted model, not a curated record.
AAAGGUUAUCCCCGUGUCAUUACCUUCAAAGCCUUCUCUAAACUUUUUAAAACAGUUGAUCGCAGCAAGAGGUCCCAGUGGUUUUGAAGCAGCAGUACAGCAGACCUGGGUAGAACACAUCAAAGAUAUCGCCGACCAGAUUGAGACAGACUACUACGGCAACUGUUGGGCAACACUUAAAGCACCUAUAGAUAACGCUCCAACAAUUGUUGUUACAGGACAUGCUGACGAAAUUGGUCUGAUGGUUAACCAUAUCGAAACAUCUGGUUUAUUACGUAUAGUUCCCAUUGGUGGUAUUGAUCCUACAAUUUUGUCAGGACGACGUAUAAAAAUUCAAACCGACCAAGGAGAACUCUAUGGUGUCAUCGGAUCGAUUCCUAUCCAUUUACAAAAUAAAAAAGGAGAACGUAAACCACCAACGAUCGACGAACUUUUUAUUGAUUGCGGUUUUAAAAAUGGUGAAGAGGCAGCUAAACAGGUACGCAUCGGAAAUAUUGCUACCAUAGCUGACAACCUCGAAAUGCUAGGAGAAACGCGUAUUGUGUCACGAGCAACGGACAACCGCAUCGGUAUUUAUAGUGCUGCAGAAACGCUACAGCGGUUAGCCAAAAAACGUCACAAACUAGAGGUAAAUGUUAUCGCUCUUUCAACCAUUCAGGAAGAAAUUGGCCUUGUUGGUGCACAGCUCGCCACACGCCAAAUCAAGCCUGACCUGGCUCUAGUUGUAGAUGUCACCCAUGCCACAGAUAUUCCUGGUAUUUCUCAAGCAAAGCAUGGCAAGGUAGAAAUGGGUAAAGGACCAACGAUAACCCACGGAACAUCUAACCACCCGCGACUUGUAGAACGUAUUAUGGCUGUAGCUACGACAAAUAACAUUCCCUUACAACACGAAGCUUCUAGCCGGUAUACCGGUACCGAUACAGAUGCUAUUUAUAAAGCAACAACCGGUAUCCCUUCAGCACUUAUCAGCUUACCCAACCGUUAUAUGCAUACACCAAGUGAAGUUAUCGACCUAGAAGACCUAGAAUCCCUCGUAUCGCUGUUAACAGCUGUAAUUCUUGAUCUUAAGAAAGAUGAUGUCUUUUGUAAUAUUAAUCUAUAA